This is a messenger RNA of Taeniopygia guttata (zebra finch), 3670 nucleotides long. RefSeq names its product dynein axonemal intermediate chain 7 (gene DNAI7). NCBI's taxonomy places the organism in Eukaryota, Metazoa, Chordata, Aves, Passeriformes, Estrildidae. Gene Ontology annotation, molecular function: microtubule binding; beta-tubulin binding. Gene Ontology annotation, cellular component: axoneme. The record is from RefSeq and is a predicted model, not a curated record.
AGGGGAAGUCAGGCUCUGCUCCCAGGGAACGGGGACAGGACAAGAGGAAUGGCCUCAAUCUGUGCCGGGAAGGGUCAGGUUGGACAUCAGCAGGAAUUUCAUCACAAAAGGUUUGUCAAGGAAGGGGGUGCCCAAGGAAGUUUGGAGUCCCCAUCCCUGGAGAUGUCCAAGGAAGGUCUGGAUGUGGCACUCAGUGCUCUGGGCUGGGUGACAAGGUGGGGAUCGGGCACAGCUUGGACUUGAUGAUCUUGGAGGUCAUUUCCAACCUGAAUGUUUCUGGGAUUCUGUUAUUUGAGCCAUAGGGUAUACACAGAAUAAGGGGGGGGGGGGGGGGGGAAAGGGGAAAACGGACAACAGGCAGAAGUCCAUGGGAAACUGAAUUGCAUAAAUUUAUCCUGUGGGUUAUUCUUAAUUAAAUGAUAAUGAAUUUAUCUACCUCUCCCCAGCUGUGCAUCUCACUCUUCUCAGUGCUCUGUUAAGUCAUAGGAAUGUGAAAAGAAAUUUACUAAAACAUGAUUGCAAGUAAUUGAAACAAGCAGGUUUUCCAUUUUCAGUUUAUUUAUUUAUUUAUCAGAGUGAAAAGAACAAAUUCUUCCCUGAAAUCCUAAUGGGUAGAAGUGUUAGUUUUACUGAUUCUGUUUUGGGAUAAUUUUGCAACAACUGAAUGCUUUCAUACCAAAUGCCAUAAGAUGCACUCAGACUCUGGUGACACUUAAUUAUCACUACUGUAUGUGUCCCAGCUUCAUGGCAACCUCUGUACUCAAAGUUGCAUUUAGAUAUAUAUAUUUAUGCCAAUAUAUUUAUUGCCAUGCAAAGUAGUGUGAAAUGAACAAGUAGUUAUUUGUAUCUGAAUGUGUGAUAGUCUAAAUCAAAGUGUGAAAUAAGUGUGUGUGAAGAAGGAUCAAUGGUCACUUAAAUUCUGAGAACCUCAGAUUUAAAAUACGGUUACUCUAGGAUUAUGGUGGAGGUGAACAGUGAACUGUCUGGAGUGAGAUUUUAUAACAGAAAAGAGAACUCUUUUCUAUUUUGUCUUGUGAAUUAGAUACUUCCAAAUGCCAGGCUUGUCUCAAAAUACAUUUUCCAGUAUUUCCUACAAUGUUUGAAGUUGUAGCAUCUACUUUCUUAGCAUAUCUGCCUAUUAUUCAAUUUCUACAUUAAACCAAAAGAUUUCAAUACUCUCAUGUUGUGGCUGUGUUUAGGAAUGUGUAGCAUAGAAAAAAUACAUUAAUUUUAAGACCUUAUCAUUAAAAAAAAAGAAAGAAAAUGAGUCCAGAAUGUGCAUUACUAUUCUGAGGCCUUCCUUGACUGUCUAGGGAGUCUAAAAUUUUAAUUGAGGGAUCACAUUGGAAGGGCAGAGUUACAGUGAUGGAAUGCCAAACUGUAUUAAAAUAAUACUGACAUUUGCUUUCCUCUCCCUUAUUGCAAACGUGAAAUCUGAUGGCAAAAAGGAAUCGAAGAAAGAAAAGGAAAAGAGGCUGAAAGCUGAAGCCCUAUUAAGAGCUCAACAAGAAGAAGCAGAAAGACUUGAAAGGGAGAGAUUGUAUCAAGAGCACUUGGAAAAGCUUGAAGCAAAGUAUCAAGGAGAGAGAGAGUCUGAACUAGCAGAACUUAAUUCACUGGAACAGAAGUUUCUUUCUGCACAGCAGUGGAAAAUUAAUUACAGAGAACAAGCUAAGUGGGAGCACUACCUCAGCUGUGAUGGGACUCCUGACCCCACUGUACCUCAGGAAAUCAACACUUUCAUGAGCUUGUGGCGUGAUGACCAAGAUGAGGACAUUCAGCUUGUGAUGGAGAAGGAGGAAGUGGUGCUAAAUUUGAUUGAGAAGUUGGAGUUUCUUCUGUUGGAGGCAUCCCCAGAAGAGAUCACAGACAAACAACGAGACCAGUACCAGGAAGUUAUUCUGCAAUUGCAGGAUCUGCUUCAUCAGAAGUACAAUGAUGCCACACAGAACCUGCUCAAAAUAGCUAGUAUGUAUGAAGAUUCUGAAACUGGGAAUAUGCACACAGUCCUAAAGGAUGAAAACAUUACUUUCUGUAUUUGGGUCAAUCUGAAGAAGAAAGCAAGGUUCAAGAGCCACGUGUUCCAGGAGGCAGGGCACGGCUUCGAGCUGCCCAAGGCCCUGGCUCUGAGCAGCGUGGCCGUUCGCGUGCUGCACACCCGCUACGACCACGUGUCUCCCCGGUGGGUGCAGUGCCAAGGGCUGCCAAGGCAGGAGGCCUCAUACAGCCUGGAGUUAGCUGAGCAUCCAGAGGACACUGGGCAAGGACCAGGAGAAGAGGAGGAGGAAGGCAGGGAAGAACCCAGCACGCCUGCUGCAGAAGAAAUGGGUUCUAACGGGAGAAAGGAGAGUGCUGCCUCACUGAAAGAAAACAGCAAUAACACAGCUGAUAUAAAAGAGACAAAGGAGGAAACUGAGAAGAAUUCAGACAUUUUGGAUGUGCCAUCACAAGAGGAGGAUGCCCUGCUGCAGGAGGAGGCAGGAGGCAGAGAAGAGGCACCAAAAGCUGUGGAUUUGCAGCAGCUGGUGCCCGUGGGGGGUGUAUUCCACAUCUCUGCCCUGCAGCUGCCGCCCCAGGCCCAGGACGUCGGGGACUGGAGCAUGGUGGAGCUGCUGGAUGCUGGAUUGGAGGUGUAUCCGUAUUCCCCAGGAGAAGCUGAAGAUGGCACACAGGAAGCAGUACAGAUAACCUUGAGGCUCCCUGAUAAUGUGAUUUAUUUUCAAGCACCCGUGGUAGCCCGAUGGGAUCCUGCAGGCCAGCAGUGGAGAACUGAUGGCAUCAGCAACAUAACCUAUGAAGCAGAAGAAAAGAGCAUCACCUUUAGCAUGGGUGCCUUUUAUACAGUAGCCCUCCUCCAGGAUGCUCACCUGAACCUGCCCUAUCAGGCCUGGGAAUUGCACCCUGCUGGUGUGGAUGAAGGACUCUUCACAGUUACUGCAGUCUUUGCAACCAUUCAGAUACAAAUUAAGGAUGAUCAGUGUAUGUUGUCUUCAGUAGUGGUGGAAGAGGAGGAGGUGCUUUCCCACAUCGCAGGAAAAUGGAUGAGUCCUUUUGCCCUCAGAGCAGCUUUGAAAAGAGCUGGAGUGAACAUUUUCCCAGCAGGGUACUCUUCCAAGUACGUCCCUGUGCCCAGGAAGGCUGCCCUGGCAGAAGCGAAGGCCUACGAACAGAUGGCUCUGCUUGCAGCUGCUUUUGCUUUUGCUCACAGCAAGUGGAAUGGAGAAGCAGGGCCGGAGCGAGUCGUGUUCAAGGCAAGGGAACAUCUCACAGCGGGUUCUGCCAAAGACAAUGACUGGUCUCUUUUCAUGUUCGACGGUGAGAAGGUACAAAACCUCAAGCUCACUGAGACCAGUGAAGCUUUUUCAGAAGAGCUGGAAGAAGAGUCUGAAUUUCACUCCACACUCUACCAUAUGCUCAAGGCUUCUGCCAGCAGUGAAGCCAUGGAUAAAGUGGAAAGAGCUGGCUUCCUGUUUAUUGAUUCUGUGUAUCAGCUGCUCCUUGCUACCAGAGUUUUAGCAUACUCUUAGAUACUGCAUGCUUUCUUUUACAGCUUUAUUAUCAAAAGCUUUCAGUAAAGUUACAUUCCUUUUCUAUUCAAAACAUUGAAACAGGUUCUGAAAUGCAAACAUUUUUUCUUUGUUCAAGCAAAAUAAAUUCUUAUUCAAUUGUG